Molecule: messenger RNA, 1008 nt
Organism: Frankliniella occidentalis (western flower thrips)
Lineage: Eukaryota; Metazoa; Arthropoda; Insecta; Thysanoptera; Thripidae
Exons: 3
Coding region: 58-897 (279 amino acids)
Source: RefSeq, a predicted model, not a curated record
CUGGUGCUCGAGGACCUCUGCGCGGUCGGCUACCGCUCUGGUGACCGCAACACUGGGAUGGACCUGGACCACUGUAGACUGGCGCUGCGCGAGCUCGCUCACCUCCACGCGCUGGGCAUCGUCAUGCGCCGCCUGCGUCCCGAGGUGUUCUCCGGCAGGGCCUUCCAGGAGACGUGCCACCACUUCAUGCACGACAGGAUGGACGUGUAUAAGGAGGAGAUGCGCACGUUGGAGGACACCGUAGUGAAGCAGGUGCUAGAGGAGGUGCCCGAGGUGCUCACCUUGCUGGACGAGAACGCGUUGCGCAAGGGGAUUGGCACGCUCUCGAGCAGGGACACCACGCACCGGAAGGAGCCCUUCUACACCGUGGUGCACAAUGACUUCUGGGUCAACAACAUGAUGUUCGCGUACGACGACACGAUCGGCCGGCCCGAGCGCCUCAAGAUGGUCGACUUUCAGAUCACAGAGAUCGGCUCGCCAGUGCGGGACCUGCUCUUCUUCAUCUACUCCAGCGCCGACUCGGACGCUCUGGCCCGCGUCGACGACCUAAUGAGGGAGUACCACGCCGAGCUGGAGCGCUACGUCCGGCUCCACGGCCUCGACGGUGACGACCUCGGCUGGACCGCGUUCCAGCGGGAGCUUGAGGCCGUGGCGCCCGACGCAAUGGGCCAGCUCAUGCUCAUGACGUCCAUCAUUCGAGCCCAGAACAAGGUGGAGAAGACCGACAACGACGACGACACCUUCGCCAGGCUCGGCGUGAGCGCGCCUGCCAAGACGCGCUACCUAGAGAUCGUCAGGGACUUUGCAAAGAAGGGCUGGGUCCGGACGGUAUGGUACGGUACUGGUUACCGGAAGAACUCCGACCCUGCCCGCGGAUCUGACCGUUGCUGCCGGUGACCAAUGGACUGCCUUUAAAAAUACAUCAGACUUUUGCAUUUGUAUUUCCAUAAUGAAUUGUAAUUUUGUUAUAAAAAAUAAAGAAAAUCUUAAGAAAAUGUAGCGUAAUUU